Molecule: messenger RNA, 1298 nt
Organism: Monopterus albus (swamp eel)
Lineage: Eukaryota; Metazoa; Chordata; Actinopteri; Synbranchiformes; Synbranchidae
Product: ninjurin-1
Exons: 3
Coding region: 13-684 (223 amino acids)
Biological process (GO): tissue regeneration; cell adhesion
Cellular component (GO): membrane
Source: RefSeq, a predicted model, not a curated record
UAUUCCCUGCAAAUGAUCAAAAUUCCCUUCACUCCCUUCGGUUCCACUGAACAUCCAGCUGUGCAACAUAUUUACAUAAUUCUCUAUAACAUAAUAUCUCUGUUGUUGUGGCGCCAUAAUAGAAUACGUGCAUAUGCAUCUGCUGCUCUGUCAAGCCGGCUCAUCUGCCUGCAGGUCCAGCUUCUCUUCUUAUCUCCUACACUUUGCAGCUCAUUUUCUCAGAGGUAUAUCCUGCAGCUGAAGUGCAGUAUCAUGAUGAACAGCAGCAGCAGGAGCAGCAGCAACAGGAGAAGUGAGACUGAGGCCUCCCAUCCAGACGCUUGGCCCAACAGCCCCACAACAAUGAACAUGAACCACUAUGCCAAUAAGAAGAGUGCAGCUGAAAGCAUGUUGGAUGUGGCUCUUCUGUUGGCCAACGCCUCCCAGCUAAAGGCUGUGCUGGAGCAAGGGGCAAACCUCUCCUUUUAUGCCCCCAUCAUCACCCUGAUCAGCAUCUCCCUCUGUCUGCAGGUCAUAGUCGGGCUCCUGCUCAUCUUCAUAGUUCACUGGAAUCUGAAUGAUGAACAGAGGCACUGGAGACUCAACACUGUGGAAAACGUGGCCACAGGCCUGGUUUUUAUCAUUGUGGUAGUCAACAUCUUCAUCACAGCCUUUGGAAUCAACCGGUUGAACCGUAGCAACUGACCGAAAACAGUAUUAUUUCAAUUUUUGCUGGUCACCUAAAUUUUUUAUUUUUCACCCUCUGUGUCUGCUCCCCUUUCUCUAAUGAACCAGGGAUUCUCCGGCCUUACUGUGUAGUUUGUUCCAAUAGGCAAACAUGUAGUCAGCAUAUUUUUGGUCCUCUCCUCUCCUGACCUGACCUUUGCUGUCCCCUGCCUGACCUACAGCCUUGCAGAGAAAUUUCCACCAGAAAACAAGUCAAACAAAAUCCAUUGGUGUUUUUUUAGUACUAGAAAACCAUUGUCCUGCACUUAUGGAGAGAAAACAGCGAACAGAAGAGAAACGGCUGUAGUGACAAAGGGGUCUGGUGCAUAAACAACACUACAUUUGUUCCUGAUGGACAAACAGGAAAGUGGAGACAACAGCAGUUACUGUCUGUCUGCCUCACUGCCUGAGAGUGACCCCAUGCACGUAAAUGCUGACAGCAGAACAGGUUUCAGUUUUUAAUUGUACUGAUGAUGCUCGAGCAAUGUGCUUUUUCAGACCGCUUGGCCCAGGAGGGGUAAUGUGUCUGCUGAACACGUAUGCAGAGCUGGGUGUGCCUGAUCUGACUCAAAAGUCUGGCCCAGCUACACAGC